This is a messenger RNA of Saccostrea cuccullata (small rock oyster), 1570 nucleotides long. RefSeq lists its product as uncharacterized. The record is from RefSeq and is a predicted model, not a curated record. Gene Ontology annotation, molecular function: protein binding. NCBI's taxonomy places the organism in Eukaryota, Metazoa, Mollusca, Bivalvia, Ostreida, Ostreidae. The coding region runs from base 45 to 956 and encodes 303 amino acids. The transcript is spliced from 2 exons.
UAUACUUUUCUCUAAUUCCUAUCAAUACACCUAAUCUAUUCAACAUGAGACAAAACUUUCUUUGUUUUCAGUUGAUUUCUUUUGCGUGUAUCCAUAUAAAUGGUCUGUCAAUUUUACCAGACAAAUCCCAUGACGGAAAGGACAUAACAACAGCUUCUACAAAACGUGUGGAUGUUCUGCAGCAACUGUUAAACCAAGAAACAAUCAUUAGAAUGUCUUUAGAAAAAAGUGUUCGGGAGCUCAUGAGAGAAGUUGCUGAUUUGAAGAAUAAUUUGAAAGCUUUCGAAUCCAUUACGGAAAACCUACAGAAUGACAUGAAAGGAAUUAUCAUUGAAAAUCAAAGGCUUAAAAAUAAAAAUGUAGGUCAAUUGCUUAAAAAUGUCACACAGGCUGAGGAUAACAUUGCUAAACUUCUUGCGGAAAAGGGUGAAGAAAUCUAUGAGAGGGUGAAUCGUUCACUGGAAAUAUUUAACAAUGAACUGCUUAUCCGACAAGAACAACUUUCUAAAAAUCUUUCCUUCUUCGAACUGAUUCAUAAAGCUGUGCAAGGAUCAAAACAACUAAAACCGACUGUGGCCUUUCAUGCGAAGAUGACGUCUUCAAAAUACAAUCUGGCAGGAAACCAAGUAGUAAUUUUUGAGGAGACGCUUUUGAACGAAGGCAACGCAUACAAUUCAACGAGUGGCAAAUUCACAGCACUUAUCGACGGAAUAUACCAUUUUGAUUGGACUACUUUGGCAAGACAGAAAAAAUAUUUCAUCACUCAGAUUGUAAGAGAAGGGACAGUCAUGGGUGCCAACUAUUGCGUAGAUAUAGAGGAAGAGAAUGAUCAAUGUUCAUCUUCGGCAGUCGUGCAAAUGAAGGCCAAUCAGAAGGUCUGGAUUAGAACCUACUCCAGCUAUGGACAAGAAGCAGUUGGUGAUUGGUGUUAUUUCUCAGGGCAUAUUUUGUUCUGAAAGACAAAAAAAAAAACCUAGAGCAUUGUUAAAUCGGGUAAAUUGGGUAAAGUACAUUGUGUAUAUAAUAUAUUUUUCAAAUUCAAAAUUAUUCAUUGUUAUCUGUCUUUCGAGUACAACAAAUUGCAUUCUAUGGUUUGAUAAUUUAUUGAUUCACUAUUAUAGUAAAUCAAAGUCUUCAAAGUUAUCACUAUAGUAAAUCAAAUUUUUUCCAUAGUGAUCUCCAUGGUAAAUCAAAGUUGUUUUUUUUUUAGUUUGGAUAAUUACAUGUAUAUCCGCGAUACUGUUUUCGGGAAAUUUUUUUUGUAUAAACUUUACAGUACUAUAGACAUAUGUCAUAUUUUUUCGAUUAAAUGUACCAACUCAAAUGUGAUAUGCUAUCUAAGUUUGGUAGAAAUAUUUUAACAAUGAAUCCAAAUGACUUGGUUUUGUAUUGUGUUUUAUUAUUAUUAUUUAUUUUGAACCUUUUCAGAAUUAAAGACUGCAAAAGCAGGAUCGCAGAGCAGGUCAAAAUUUACUAAAUCACAAACAACACGCAAUAAAUAUAUGAUAAUGUCGACAGUCAUAUUCUCUUUAAAAUGGAGCAAAAACGACAAAAAAUCCUAGACUUUUGA